CUUGUCAGUGUCACUUUGACAAGUCCAAUUGUCAAAGUUGUUUUUGCUGCAUUUUUGGUGCAGUGCCCGAAAACCGGGUUAAAAAUGCUUCAAUAAUCAAAAGCGAACACCUCCCACGUAACAAUGCAUAAAUAACACCUCACAAGACUGAUUAAUCCAAAAUGCCGGAAAACCUCGAACUCCAACAACUGGUCGACGACGAGACCGAGCCCGGCGUCAAGAUCCACCCUCGCAGCAAGCUGUGCAAGUGCCCCUAUUUGGGCCUGAUUUUGGCCACUUUAAGCUCUCUGUUCUUCUCACUUUGCUCUGUGAUUGUGAAAUGGAUGACGGACGUGGACCCCAUGGCCCUCGCCGCCUAUCGCUACCUCGGGGUGCUGCUCCCCGCCAUCCCCAUAGUGAUCUACCGGCAGGAGCCCCUUUUCCCGCAAGGCAAGCGCAUAAUGCUCCUGUUGCGGUCUUUCACAGGCACCGCCGCCCUGAUGCUGAGCUUCUACGCCUUCAGGCACAUGCCGUUGGCCGACGCCUCCGUGAUCGUCUUCUCCGUGCCUGUCUUCACCGGGAUCUUCGCCCGCAUGUUCCUCAAGGAACCGUGCGGCCUCUUUAGCGUGUUCUCCGUUGUUUUGACUCUGAUCGGUGUGGUGCUGAUUACGCGACCGCCAAGUUUGUUCGGUGAUACGGUGAAUUCGCUGGGGGAGUCGGGGCAAAAGACCGAGAUCUGGGGGGCUGUGGCCGCCUUUUCGGCUACGCUGUUCGGGGCCAACGCCUACGUGCUGCUGCGGGCGCUCAAAGGCAUCCACUUCUCGGUGAUUAUGACGAAUUUUGGCUCGUUUGCGCUUUGUCAAUGUCUCUUGGUGACGUUUCUGAUUGGGGCCCUGUGUGUGCCCCCAUGCGGUCUCGACCGGUAUUUGAUCGUAGCCUUGGCGUUUUUCAGCUUUUUGGGGCAGAUUUUGCUCACGCUAGCGCUCCAGUUGGAGCAGGCGGGGCCUGUGGCUAUUGCGCGAAGUAGUGAUAUUGUGUUUGCGUUUAUUUGGCAAGUUUUAUUUUUCAAUGAGAUACCGAAUCGGUUCUCGAUAGGCGGCGCUGUUCUGGUGAUGAGUUCGGUCGUUUUGACCGGAAUGCGAAAGUGGAUACUUGCCUUGCCGCCGGAGGCGAAUCUCAGAAGGAAUCUUUCGUUUCUAGUCAAGUAGUUUUCGCGCCAAAAAUUUUUUUUGUGAUAUUUUUAACAGUAUUAUUUUCGAUAUGAGACGGCACGGUUUUCUCUCAAUGAAUUCAUAUUGCCUUCUAUCAACUCGAAAUGGAAAAAGUGUGCCGUUUGUUUAUUUAUUUCUCGAUCAUUCUGUAUAUAUUAGCACAAGCUUUCGCCAAAAGCCACUAACACAAUUUUGAUGUCGUAGCAGCUCAAAUAUCUUCCCAGAACGUAAUGUACCGGGGGUUUACAAGAAUUCCACCACGUUUUGUAUUUUUUUUGCAAAUUUUAUAUCCUAACGUCUAAGAUUUUCAGUGUUCGGUUCUUUAAGUCAUUAAAACAGGUGAACAAAAGUAUGGAACCAACUUUAUUUUGUUUAAACUACAUAGUUUUGAAAACAAGUAAGUUAAUGAACGAUAAAGUAUUGUAGAAAUGUGAUAAUUUUUUUAGAAUUAAAUUCAUAUUUUGUUGUUUUUUUCUUCUCAUUUUUUUAAAUAGCAGAUAAAAACUGAAUUUUUGUCGAAAAAAAUUUCCAAGGUAAGUAGGUACACAUUUAUUGUUUUUUAUAUAUUUUUUUCUAUUAUGUUAUUUUUUGAUAACUUACAACACUACAUUCUACUGUGAUAUUUCUAGUUUUUUAUUUGCACAUUGAUUUAGACAAUACACAUUUUUAUCUUUAUUGAAAGUAUGAAAAAAAUCAAAAAAAUAAUGCAAAAAAAUCAAGAGAAGAAGAAAGUAUAAUAAAAAAGUUAUAAAAAAAGUUCUUGAAAGGAUUGCACAUCUUCCUUUGUUUUAUAAGAAGUGUUAGUUUUCUGUUAUUUUUUUAUGUUUUGUUAACAUAUUAAAUGUUUUCAAACUAAUUUUACAAGAAAUUAUAAAAAAGUAAUUACAGCUUAUAAAAUUACUCAAAAUUAGGAACAAAAAGAUAACGCCUUUUAUGUUUAAUUGUCAAUAUUUUUUUUAUUUUGUUUUCUUUCUUAUUACUAGAAAGAUACAAAGAUGUGUACUAUCCACAACAGCAAAAAAAAUUAGUAGCUUAAAAAAUGAUAAUGACGUUACCCAUAUUCACUUUUUGUAUUUUUCAAAAGUCUUUUUAUUUCUGAUUACAACUAUGUAUCAUAUGAUAUGAUCGAAGCUUACAUGCUGAUCAAAAUGGAGAAAAAAGCAUUUUUACAAAGAGUGCUUUGGAAAAAUGCCUACAAUUUUAUUCUUAAACAAACUAGAUUUUAGAGGUUUAAUUGAAUUUUUAUCUUUAUUGCAAGUAUGAAAAAAAUCAAAAAAAUAAAGCAAAAAAUCAAGAGAAGAAGAAAGUAAAAUAAAAAAGUUAUAAAAAAAGUUCUUGAAAGGAUUGCACAUCUUGCUUUGUUUUAUAAAAAGUGUUAGUUUUCUGUUAUUUUUUAUGUUUUGUUAACCUAUUAAAUGUUUUCAAACUAAUUUUACAAGAAAUUAUAAAAAGUAAUUACAGCUUAUAAAAUUACUCAAAAUUAAGAACAAAAAGAUAACGCCUUUUAUGUUUAAUUGUCAAUAUUUUUUUUAUUUUGUUUUCUUUCUUAUUACUAGAAAUGUACAAAGAUGUGUACUAUCCACAACAGCAAAAAAAAUUAGUAGCUUAAAAAAUGAUAAUGACGUUACCCAUAUUCACUUUUUGUAUUUUUCAAAAGUCUUUUUAUUUCUGAUUACAACUAUGUAUCAUAUGAUAUGAUCGAAGCUUACAUGCUGAUCAAAAUGGAGAAAAAAGCAUUUUUACAAAGAGUGCUUUGGAAAAAUGCCUACAAUUUUAUUCUUAAACAAACUAGAUUUUAGAGGUUUAAUUGAAUUUUAAUCUUUAUUGCAAGUAUGAAAAAAAUCAAAAAAAUAAAGCAAAAAAAUCAAGAGAAGAAGAAAGUAUAAUAAAAAAGUUAUAAAAAAGUUCUUGAAAGGAUUGCACAUCUUCCUUUGUUUUAUAAGAAGUGUUAGUUUUCUGUUAUUUUUUUAUGUUUUGUUAACAUAUUAAAUGUUUUUAAACUAAUUUUACAAGAAAUUAUAAAAAAGUAAUUACAGCUUAUAAAAUUACUCAAAAUUAAGAACAAAAAGAUAACGCCUUUUAUGUUUAAUUGUCAAUAUUUUUUUAAUUUUGUUUUCUUUCUUAUUACUAGAGAGAUACAAAGAAGUGUAUUAUCCACAACAGCAAAAAAAAUUAGUAGGUUAAAAAAUGAUAGUGACGUUACAACUCAAAAAAAUGACUAAGACAAAGAUAUUAAUUUUAUGCGUUACUUUUGGUUCAGUUUGUAUAUUCUUACAUUUUUAUUACGUCUUUAUACUUACAUUUUGUGACACUCUUGGGUUUGAUAAUUAGGUUCUUAUUUUUUUCUACUUCUUGCCUAAUUUCCAUAUUGUUACUCUUUUAUGAUUAUUUUUACCUCCUUUUGUUUUACUUAACUUGUAUUUAAUUUGUAAUUUGUUAAUUUCCGUACGUUACAAUUUCUUUAUUUAACUUUUAUCGUUAGUUUUUCAUUUUCCUGAAUUAUUUUUUAUACUUUUAUAGACUUGUUAUCCCCAUACGUUCACGUCCAUUUUUUUAACAAUCUUAAAUUCUUAUUUCUUUAUGUUAAAGGUUUUUUCUGCAAUAAUUUUACGUAAUUAGUUGUUGUGAGAUUUUACGUUCGUAUCAGCCUGAUUUUCACGUUUCUUUAAACAUUUUUAUAUUAUUUGCUUCUGGAUUGUUUUUUAUUUGUUCACACUAUUAUGUUUUAUUAUUUAAUUACCUUAUUUGACUUUACUACGUGACUUCUGCAUACAUAAAAAAUUACACCUUUUCCAAUUGUGGUUCCGAAAGUAUCAAAUGUAUCUCUGAAAUACCAUUUACUAUUAUGAUUAUUAUUAUGACGAAUGGAAAAGGUGAGGUUAAAAGUUGUGGGUUUUUAAAGUUUGUUAUUAGUUUUCUGUUCAAAAAAAUGAUAACAGAAAUGGUGCGAUCACUCGUCAUUUAUUUUAAACACUGAAAAGAACUGACAUUCACACGCAUCUCUUUUUCUUUUUGUCGGCAGAUGGCGUCUUGUUUUUGGCAUGUUUAGUGUGUUUUUUUAUUUUUAUUUUUAUUAAAUGAUAAUUUAUUAUGUUUAAUUGUAAAAGUUUUUUUAUUUUAUUAAUUUUUUUUUCUUUCAUAUUACCAGAAUGAUAAAAAGAUGUGUACCUACUAUCCACAACUGCAAAAAAAGUUUAGUUGUUUGAAAAAAUUAACAAUGACGUUACAACUCAAAAACAAAUGAUAUUAUUUAUAAACGUCACUAUAAUGUUAAACCGUAGCAUUUAAAUAAAUAAAACCGACCUGUUUGGAGAUUUAUUGACAAAUGACUAAGACAAAGAUAUGAAUUUUGUGCGUUACUUUUGGUUCAGUCUGUAUAUUGUUACAUUUUUAUUACGUCUUCAUAUUUACAUUUUGUGAUACUCUUCUCAUUUUUUUUCAACUUCUUGUCUAAUUUUCCUAUUUUUACUCUCUUAUGAUUAUUUUUACAUUUUUUUUGUUACUUAAUUUGUAAUUUGUUAAUUUCCAUACGUUACAAUUUUUUUAUUGAACUUUUAUAUUUAGUUUUUUUUACUUUUCUGAAUUAUUUUUUAUACUUUUAUAGACUUGUUAUCCCCAUACGUUCACGUCCAUUUUUUUUAGCAAUCUUAAGUUCAUAUUCCUUUAUGUUAAAGGUUUUUUUGCUAUAUUUUUUUUAUUUUUAUCUAAUUAGUUGUGAGAUUUUACGUUCGUAUCAGCCUGAUUUUCACGUUUAUUUAAACAUUUUUAUAUUAUUUACUUUUGGAUUGUUUUUUAUUUGUUCACACUAUUAUGUUUUAUUAUUUUUUACCUUAUUUUAUUUUAUUAUGUUACUUCAACGUAAAUAACUACACCUUUUCCAAUUGUGGUUCAGAAAAUAUCAAAUGAAUUUCAAAUGAAAAGUUGUGGGAUUUUAAAGCUUCUUCGUUAUUAGGUUUAUGUUCAAAAAAACAGAAAUGGUGCGAUCACUCGUCAUUUAUUGUAAACACUGAAAAGAACUGACAUUCGCACGCAUCUCUUUUUCUAUUCGUCGGCAGAUGGCGCCGUGUUGUUUUUUUGCAUAUUUAAGACAUUUUUUAUUUUUAUUAAUUGUUAAUUUAUUCCACUAAAAAUCCAGUCGUAUGUUUUGAUUUUUAAUUUUUUUAAGCCCCCGGUACUGUUAGAUAUUUUUUACAAUUGUGAUAACGUUUGUUUUUGGAUGUUGACAGUCUUUGACUGUGCGCUGGACCAAUUUGAUAUUGGACGUACAAUUGUUAAUUAAUUAAUUUCCGAUGAGUUAAUAAAACUGUAUGAAGUAA
Molecule: messenger RNA, 5506 nt
Organism: Tribolium castaneum (red flour beetle)
Lineage: Eukaryota; Metazoa; Arthropoda; Insecta; Coleoptera; Tenebrionidae
Exons: 2
Coding region: 162-1187 (341 amino acids)
Cellular component (GO): membrane
Source: RefSeq, a predicted model, not a curated record